Molecule: messenger RNA, 4135 nt
Organism: Thrips palmi
Lineage: Eukaryota; Metazoa; Arthropoda; Insecta; Thysanoptera; Thripidae
Product: nuclear envelope pore membrane protein POM 121-like
Exons: 12
Coding region: 262-4050 (1262 amino acids)
Source: RefSeq, a predicted model, not a curated record
UCAGCACUAUAGGUUUCUGUAUGUCUGAAAUGUCAUCUACGAAGCCUUUUGUUUUGAUAAGUGCAUUCGUGUCAAGCCAAUAUUGCAAUAGAUAUAGUGGCAGAUCUACCGGAAAUCCCCAAACAAAUUUGAAUGUUGGUGGUUGUGACGGCGCGAGCGUGGAAGAGAAGAAGCAGCCGGUAGAUAGGUUAAGUCCCGCUGAUACGAAGAUUUGUUUAAGAUUGUUUGUGCAAGGAUAUCCUGGAAACUUAAGCUGCAACAAUGUUUCUUAACUUCGGUAAAAAGAGCUCAAACAAGAAGCCAGCAACACCCGCGGGCUCACCUAAAACACCAUCGUCUCCCAACAUUAACUCUCCUGGAACUGGUGGAGCUGCUUCUAGAUCAACAGUUCAAACUAUUGCUGGACCAUUACUCUCUUCUUCCAGAUUUAAUACCGUUCUUGACGCAUCGACUUACGCAAACGUGAAUAGCCCAGGAUUUACUAGUCGAGUUGUUAAUUGUGCCACCAAUGGAAGUAGCUCUUCCUCGUACCGUGAGAACAGUGCCACCCAUCAGAGUAAAUACUCUUCUGUUGGUCUUUUCCCAAGAGUGCAAUUAGGACAGUCAAUUCUCCCUACACUAUCUCCACAUAACAGUCAAAAGGUCAGGACGCCGGUUAGAGUGAGAAUUGCUCCACCGUCUCUCAUUAGCCGCAGGCAAAAUUCUGUUUGUACACCUCCAGAAUCUAUCAAAGAGAAAAAUGAUACACCUAAGCUAUCUCCAUCAUCAAGCCUUCAAAAAUCAACUAAUGGGAGUUCUUCAAGAAAGAAUGAUCACAGCUGCUCUGUGAUAGAAAAUUUACAGGAAGCUUCUCGAAAACGAAUCUUUUCAGAGUGUCAAGAUGUCUCCGAUGAGUCAAAAAAGCGCAGAAGGAAGGCUGAGUUACCUAUCCCCAAUCCCAAUGACGACACAUACCAUUAUAGGCAUGUACGGGCUCCUGCAGUCCCUUCAAGACCCCCCCAGCCAGACAUUUCUUCUCAGGGCAAGAGAGCUCGUGAGAAGGGGUCUCCCGAGGAACAGAAACGUCAGCGACGUAAAGUGUGUAAUACAAAUAAUGCUAUCUUCAGUUCUCUUAGCUCUAGUAGAAAUUUGUUGGAACGUAUAACUGCUCAGAAGAGGAAGUCAGUUGACAGCUCAAGAUCUAGUAGUCCACUAACUCCCCUGAGUGCAAAGCAAGUGAAGGACAGGAAAACUGCUUCAAAUGCCAAAUCGACACAAUGUAACUUGGAUAAUCUACCACCGCAGGAGAAGUUUUCAGGAGAGACACAUCAGGCAGAUGGUACGCCUGUCUCCUCCAAGGGAAUUUUAAAGAGAGUCAGUUUCCAAGUGAAGGAGACUACCACUGUUUCACAAGAAAAGUCCCAGGAUAAUGCAGCUCCAGAUUAUACUACUAAACUUUUUCGUAAGGAAGUUUCCUCGCAUACACCAAGAACUCCAUCUUCAAAGACCCCAAAACAGAGCUUGUGGGUUCAACCAUCAGAGGCAGAUGAAUUAAACUCCUUCCUCAAUGAUGAUUCUAAACUGCAUAGGCCUGAACGAUUGAAAAGCUUAUUGGCUCGUGUCAGUGGCAAAGAUAACAGACAAGAAAAUAAAACUCCUCUCACAGCUACUUCUACAGGCGCUGCUGUUGCUACUCUACCUGUAAGCACAGGCCCUAAACAAUUUUCUCCGUCAGGAGGUCUGUCUUCAGGAUCUUCAGCUCUUACUGUGACUGUUUCCUCCACAUGCACCAUAAUGACUUCGGCUACCGUCACCUCAGUGAAUGGUAUUCCUUCAUCUGAAAGUGGCAGCUCCCCUCGCCCACUAGUUUCUGCCUCCUUGUCCUCAACAGCCCUGCUUCCAAUCUCUCAACCAGCUGUCUCCCUUGAGUCUGUGGAAACUGCAGUGAAAGCACCUCCUCCAUCCUCUAUUGUUCCACCAGCAACACAGGUGACCUCCCAAUCGCUUGUUCAAGGGCAAGUGGUGUCCUUGUCAACACCCCUGUUCACCUCCUCUAGCCCUGCCCAGCCAACGGCUUCUACUGGUAUUGGACUAGGCACCACAACUUCCAGUGUGCCCAAGGAUGUGACUCCAUCAUCUAAUGUGUUCAGCAUCAAGGCUUCCACAACAAGUAGUGAAACCCUACAAAUGGGAACAGCCAUAAUUGGUACAGCUGCUACCAAACCAACGUUCCAGUUUGGGUCAAGUACCCAAGCCUCUCAAGCAGCUUCUCCUUUGAGCACAGUUGCACCACCAUCAUUAACAAAUUCAGCUUUCAAGUUUGCAUCAGGGACAUCAAAUCUUGCCGCCACUCCGGUGCCGACAUUUGGUGCAAGCUCAACUGCCGCUAAACCAAUAGUUUCAUUUGGGUCUUCUGGGGAUCCAAAGCCAGCUUUCCAACUUGACACAAGUGCCAGUGCUGUCAAAUCAACUGGUAGUGACCCUGCCACACCAGCCAAACCUACCUUCUCCUUUGGUUCAAGUGCUGGUAUGUCCUCAGGGGUGCCCACAACAGCCUUUCAACUCGGACAGGGCCUUUCUGAAACAUCUAAACCAGCAUUCCAAUUUGGAUCAAGUCUUGCAAAUAAUACUUCUACAUCUACAACAGUUCAGCAGGGGUCCACUGGAAUUGGCACUAAUGCAUCUGCUCAAGCUACAAAAUCAGCCUUUCAAUUCGGAUCUAGUGCCACUACAUCCCCCACACCAGCAUUUCAACUUGGCGGUGCUAGUGGACUGCCUGCAGCACCAAGCGCCUCAUUCCAGUUUGGAUCAUCUUCAACAAAUCAAGGCCCUCCUUCUGAAGCUCCAAAGUCAGCCUUUCAGUUUACCUCAAGCAAACCAAGCAAUAAUGGUUCUUCAGAUGCUCAGAAACCAAACUUCUCAUUUGGAUCCAGCUCUGGUGCCUCCAAGCCAAAUUUGCAGUUCGGAUCAAAUAACACCAGCUCUUUGGAAGUCACCAAAUCAACCCCAUCCUUUGGUAGCAGUAAUAGUCUGACAACACCUGCCAAACCCACAUUCCAAUUUGGAGGUGGGAGCAAUGGUCCCGCUGCAACUGCACCUGCAAACUCUGCUUUCCAGUUCAGUUCAGUCAACUCAUCCGAUCAAGCUAAACCAGCGUUUGGCUUUGGGUCAAGUGUUAGCAAACCAACUGAUUUAUCUAGGCCUGCUUUUGGUUCAACAGUGCAGAGCCCUACUUCAGCGUUUGGACAAGCUGCCCCUCAACAAACCAAGCCUGCCUUUGCCUUUGGCUCGCCUGCCAAUCAGAACACAAAUGGACCAAAUGAGAAUAAGAGUGCGUUUUCCUUCAGUUCACCCACUAAUAAUAAGGGUGCCUUUUCUUUUGGUGCCUCAACUAAUUCAAGCACCAAUGGAUCAACUGACAACAAGAGCGCAUUUUCAUUUGGCUCUUCAAAUCCAAGCAUGAGUAGACCAGCUGACAAUAAAAGCUCAUUUUCUUUUGGUGCCUCUUCAAAUGCAAGCACCAACGGACCUUCUGACAAUAAAGGGGCCUUUUCGUUCAGCACAUCUGCCAACCAAAGUACUAAUGGGUCUGCUGACUCCAAGGGGGCCUUUUCAUUUGGUUCGUCUGGACCUACCUUUGGUUCAGGAACGCCCAACUCCUCAUUUGGCUCAGGUCCCUCCUCCUCAGCAUUUGGAGCACCUGCAUCCAAUACGCCAUCUGCAUUGCCAUCCUUUGGAUCCAUUUCGGAGUCCAAGACCAAUGGCUUUGGGUCAACGCCAAGCUUCGGCAGCACAGGGAGCAGCUCCUUUUCAUUCGCCUCAAAUUCUUCUACCAGCAAUGGAAAUUCUGGUAGUGCUUUCGCAUUUGGUGGAGGUUCAUCAGGAAACACCAAUGGGGCAUUCUCAUUCGGACAGAAGCAAGACCAAGCCUCUUCAGGAUUCAGCUUCAAUGCCACAGUGACUGCUGUUCCCAAUUCUGCUCAAGCUACUCAAGCCCCUGGUUUGUUUAGUAUUGGCGCUGGUGCCUCAACUACACAAAGAAGAGUCAGAGAUGCACGUCGGAGAAGAUAACUCGCCCUGCUGCAUGCCGUGUUAAUGUUCCCAUAUGUUGUUGUAUUUUAUGAAUGUAUCUUUUAAUAGACAUUUGUUUUUUGAA